Molecule: messenger RNA, 519 nt
Organism: Angiostrongylus costaricensis
Lineage: Eukaryota; Metazoa; Nematoda; Chromadorea; Rhabditida; Metastrongylidae
Source: the annotation of a GenBank genome assembly
AUGUUGGAAAAAACACGAGUGGAGUUUAUUGUAACAGUACAAAGACUGAAAAUAUGGGAGAAGAUGUUCGUUUGCGGUUCAGAUACGUCUCUUGGUGAAUGGGACCCACUCAAUUCAUUUCCGCUGACUAGACACUCAACAAAUGGUGAUAUUUGGUCUGGAACAGCUGAAAUUAUUGAUCCAACAAAGGAGCUAAAAUUUCGUUAUAUGGUUGGUUAUUAUCUCGACCCCUGUAUAGAAGGUAGUGAGCAACUGCUUAUAGUCAACAAAGAGUUAGUCUCGGAAAUAGUUAUUGUGAUGAACUAUCUAAUGAAUGAUGAUUGCAAAAAAUCUUUACAUUCAGCUGGUCAAUGUUUAUUAUCGGAUGGAUGGAUUACUCACAAUGAGGAAAAUAUAGUUCUAUUGAGAAUUCACGGCGAGGCUUUGAAAUUUUAUAAACCUUCUCAAAAGGGGAAAGAGCAUCGUGUGAAAAUCGUUCCAUUCGAUGUACGAUUUAAAGAGGUAUUAUUUAAUACUUGA